AAACACACCGGACGAGUUGAGGAAACGGGCGCUUGCGUGCUAACAGCGCAUGUUAGCCCUCCCCCCCAAAAAAAAUUAAAUAACAUUAUUUAACAUUUAUUUGUUGACGCUAAAUAAACCUACUUUGCACUAAUGGAGGCUGUUGAGUCAAAAGAGAAAGUUAAUGACCCAAGCCUGCCUCUCCCAUCUCUGCGCCUCCUGGUGCCCCCACUGCAGCUCCUGUCCGCUGCUAUGUGGCAGCUGGCGAAGCGGAAAGAUGUGCUGAGUUACGAGAGGCUCCAGGAGUUUGUGUGCACGGUGACGGAGGCGGCCCCUGGACUCAUCAACCACAGACAGAGAGCCCAGCUGGUCCUGGGUCUAAGAGCGAGGUUGAUUCUGGAGCUUUGCAAAGGCUCGUCGCGAGGUUCUGUGGAUUCUCAGAUGAUCCAGAGCUACUUGGAAAGACUCCCUGUGACCUCGACACAGACAGAUUACAGGGAUGCUGAGGUGAAGACAACAGAGUCCACUUUCAUUGCACUUGUUCAGAGCCUGCUAAAAGAUCCAGUUGAGAGAGCUUAUUUCUUCCAGGAGGUGUUCCCAGUGGAAUACGGGCCUCGGUAUGAUGCUGCUCUGCAUGUGAUACUGUGGGAGCUGCUGUCAAAGCUGGAGAAGCUGUUUCCAGUUCCAGACUUAAAACAGACUGCAGCCUGGCUCGGCUCGGCUCCUUCUGUUUUGGAGGAAUGCGUUGAGACGUCACCUGAAGAGCUGAGCUCCAUCUUCAAACACUACAAGAGUUCAGGGCUGCUGAAGAUGCCAUAUGGUCCUUCGUCCACCAUCGGCAGCUGCAUAAUGUCGGCUCUUUCCAUCCCUCCCUCACAAAAGACAAACAUCUCUGUUGGACUGGAAUCCAUCCACAAUUACGCCAACGUCCUAAACCCUGUCACUUUUGUCAGUACGGAUCAGUACAGCGUUGUCGCCGUUUACACUGAAGUGGAGGUCGGUGCAGCUGAGGUGGACGAAGAAAUGGUGGAGGCCGCUGAGGUGCAGGUCCAGACGGAUUUCUAUGAAGAAGAGAUCAUGGCCAUGAGCGCAGAAAACGCCAGUGAGGAGGCUAACGGCUCGCGGGCGGAAGAAACAAGCGACACCGCGGGUGUUGCUAAAGCUCUGGAGACUCUGGCGAAAACAUUUGCGCUGAGGAAGGAGAGCCUCGGUCAAGAAGUCCAAACGGGGAAGGAGGACUCGUCCCUUAAUGAUGAGCCGCGGCUUGGAGCAGCAACCGAGGAGGCAAAGGAGGAUUUCCCCUCUGAAGAUACGGGGAGCAAUGUGAACUCUUUGGCAGACCUGAAGGGUAAUCGUGCAUCCUUUUCUGCUGAUGAAGAAGUCACAGAAGAAGAUCCAGUGUCUCCAGGGUCAGCUGAUGUUCGCCGAUCUACUCGUUUUCAUGUGAAGACCUCAACCAGCAGGCAGAAUACAUGUGAAGUCGAGAAGCCAAAAGAAACAAGUGAAGAGCUAAAAAUGAGCAGAGCUGAUGGAUCUCUCGCCCCCUCCAUCAUAGCCAUCAAAGGAAGUGAAGGAGAUUCAGAAGAGCUGACCUCGAUCAUCUUCACCUGCUCUCGCUGUCCCUUCCACAGCUCUGAAGAAAACAGCCCUCCUCACUUCCACAUGCAGAGCGUUCGCACUGAAGAGUACAGGACGCUUGCGGGCGCUACGUUUACCCCGUCGCCUUCCAGCACGGAUGAAAUUUUCACGUCGAUUAAACUUUUCCCCAAAGGAAACACGGAGCAGGACGAAGCAGAACAGGGUGAGAGUCCGGGCAGAGGAAGCGUGUCUCAGCCCCGAAGCAGACAGAAGGCCCUGACAUGUGAAACGUGCGGUAAGACGUUCACGCGCACGUCAGAUGUCAGGCGGCACCAGCUCAUCCACACUGGAGAGAGACCAUUUCACUGCUCGCAGUGUAACCGAACCUUCCAGCACUCGUGGGACCUUGCCAAACACGAGAGCAAACAUCACGGCGUGGACAUUUCUUUCUCCUGCCGGCUGUGCGGCAGCUCCUUCCCCAACCUCCGCGCGCUCACCGGCCACCACAAGAAGUCUCACUCGCGGGAGAGCCGGCUCCCUCAGAUCUGCUCCAUCUGCAGCCAGAGCUUCCCCACGUCCUCGGAGCUGCUCGAGCACAGGAAGUCCCACGUCGCCGACAAGCGCUACCUCUGCCAGCAGUGCGGCGCGGGGUUCGACACGCUGCUCGCCCGCUCCAAGCACCGGCAGAUACACCAAGUGAAGCAUCAGUUUAAGUGUCAGCACUGUGAGAAGACGUACACGCGGAGAUCUGACGUCAAGAGGCAUUUAAGGACGCACACGGGAGAGAGACCUUACCAGUGCGACCAGUGCAGCAAACGCUUCUCUCUGCGCUUCUCGCUCAUGAAACACCUUCGCGUUCACACGGGCGAGAGGCCUUUCCAGUGCUCCCAGUGCCAAAAGAGGUUCACGCUGGUCUCAGUGCUCGCUAGACACGAGAGGAUGCACACAGGGGAGAAACCGUUCCUUUGCUCUCAGUGUGGGAAGGGCUUUUUGUCGCAGGGUGAGCUCACAAAACAUCACAGGUCACACGUGGACGUCAGGCCUUACUCCUGCAACCUGUGUGACAAACGCUUCAAGAGCAAGAAAACCCAACAGGAGCACAUCGUCUCCCAUACUGGUGCCCGUCCAUACCCCUGCACCUACUGCGGGAAGGGCUUCACAAAACCGUACGCGCUCACCAGACACAAUCUCAUUCACACGGGGGAGAGGCCGUUUCCCUGCGGGCACUGCGAGAAGACGUUUCUAACCCUCAACGAGGCGCAGCUGCACCAGCGGAUUCACACGGGGGAGAGGCCGUAUCCCUGCAGCGUCUGUGAGCUCAAAUUCAAGAGCUCGUCGGUGCUGGCCCGACACAAACGCUGCCACUCAGGGCUCCGGACGCAGAAGCCGCACUGCGAGAAGUGCAUGACGACGUUCACAUCCAAGGCCAGGCUGAAGGAACACAUGGAGACACACAGAGAGGAGGGAGACGCAGCACAGUCUGUGAACACUUUGAAGCCUGAGGAAUUGAACAGUUAAAAAAAUAAUGAUUACAUGUGUGGUACAAAAUAGUUUUCAUCAGGAGAGAUUAUAUUUUAAAACGUCUUCUCUUGACCUUACUGUCAAAUGUUUGACAAUUGAAACUGAUGGGUUUUUCAUACUCACCAAGUCACACAAAAUUGUUUUUUUUAAAGAAAUAAAUUUGACAAAUCAU
Molecule: messenger RNA, 3250 nt
Organism: Labrus mixtus (cuckoo wrasse)
Lineage: Eukaryota; Metazoa; Chordata; Actinopteri; Labriformes; Labridae
Product: zinc finger protein 83-like
Exons: 9
Coding region: 133-3075 (980 amino acids)
Biological process (GO): regulation of transcription by RNA polymerase II
Molecular function (GO): RNA polymerase II cis-regulatory region sequence-specific DNA binding; DNA-binding transcription factor activity, RNA polymerase II-specific
Source: RefSeq, a predicted model, not a curated record